Molecule: messenger RNA, 712 nt
Organism: Rotaria sordida
Lineage: Eukaryota; Metazoa; Rotifera; Eurotatoria; Philodinida; Philodinidae
Source: the annotation of a GenBank genome assembly
UCGUGCCAAUGAAUUAAAAGAAAGAACAGGUUCUGAUGAGGUGGUAACUACUAAUCCAACAUCCAAUAGUCGACUAUUAUCAAUACCCGAUGAACGUACUUUAUCGAGACUUGUUGCUGCUCGAUUAGAUUUACCAAUAUCACGACGUUUAUUAGGUCAAAACUUUAAAUUAUCAAUUAUUAAACGAUGUUGGAAAGAUCAAUUACGGAUUAAAGGCGAUGAUUUUGCAUCUGAUUGUGAUUUAUACAUCGCUUGUUUGAUUCAUCAAAAACAAAUUGAACACAUGGAUGGUAAAAAUGACAACAUUGUCACACCAAGCAUAAAAAUGAAACAAAUCAGAGAACAAAACAGCGAGUUUAAUACAGCUCGAUCAUUAUCAAAUUCUACUGAUGCUGAAAUGACUACAUCAUUUCAAUUAUUAACAAAUAAAUUUACAUCUUCUCAAUCUUUUCUUGAUUCAUCAUCGAAAUCAACAACCAGUAGUAAUGAACGUGAAACGACAACAACUCAACAAACAGCUACUGCCAAUCCUCAAAAUCAAUCAGUUACUUCAGCACGAUUCGAUUUCUGUACUGAGUGUCUGACAGAGGAAAAACGAUUAGCUUGUAUUCCAUGUGGUCACCUAGUCACAUGUGGCUCGUGUGGGCGAUCAUUGGAAUUGUGUCCAAUAUGUCAACGAAAAAUUGAAGCAUUCAUUAGAAUUCUUAUUUAG